AGGAAGUCCAGGUAGCUUUCAGAACAGUAGCAGCAGAACUGGUGAUAUUUACUGAAUAUGAUGGACUAGAAGCUGGCUUAUUCUUGAUGAAAGAGCCAUGUAAAAAAAGAAUUCGCCAACCCCUGUGACUGAAUUUGAGCGAUAAUGUCAAUGGAAUUAACACAUUGCCAUUGUUGAAUGGUCUCCUGUGGCUAUAUAAACAUCAAGUACACAGGAUCUCCUGAACAAGUAAGAGACAGCUCUUCUGAAGAACAAGAGUUACGGAGCCCUUCUGCACUUCUUCUCUGGGCUUCUUCAGGAAACCUGUCUGCAGAUGGCUCACAGCACCAGUGCCAAAACGGGCACCAGCCUUGUGGCAGCUGCAGCUUUGGCCAGUGGCAAAUAAGACCAGUGACAAUGCCAGUGUUCAUCCCAUGCAGAUGGCAGAGUAUCCUUCAUAAAGAGCUGCCAAGAUGCUCUGGAACUGUGGCCUACGUGUGCCAGUCCGAGAGCCCCAGACACCGGCCAGAGAUGGCAAGAUGAUUACCCGUCUUGGAGAGCUCCCAGUUCAGAAGGUAGGAAUGGGGAGGGGUGUGUGUGCAGACCAGUUCCCUACAGGGUCCUGUUGGGUGUUAAGGGUUAAAGCUUCCCGUAAGGCAGGAGAAAUGCCAGAAAACAUUUGCCUUACUACAAAACCCAGAGGGGAAUGUUUCUUUCUAAUCACCUCCUCAAAGAGAUGCAAAGCAAAAGCUCUUGGCCUCUGCUUUUGUCAUCACACAUCCCCUCCCUUCUGCGCUGCCCUACCUCGUCCCCUUCAGCAUAGCAGGAGAGCCUACUGUUAGAGCUAGGCACAGCAGGAUUUUUACCUGCUGCUGUAAAUGAGCUUGGAGCAGAGCUGUGUAUGUCACUGACUUACACAUGUCAGAUCCACUCUCUCUCCAAUCCCUUUCCACACCCCCAGCCUCCAAUUUGCCAGUGAAUUGUUAGACACCAGCACAUUCACCUCUGACUUCCCAGUAAACUGCCUGAGGGCGCUGCACGGACAGACAGACAAGAGCGUAAUGUGCUAAAUUCCCCCUUUGCUAGUGAUGAAUUUCCUGGGGAUUGCUCCUGUUAGCCACGCUUUCCAGCAAUAGUAACAAAUUCACUUUUUUUUUUUUUUUUUUUACUUUUAAAACCUUUGCAGUGUAACUAGAAUGGCAGGGAGAAAGCUAGUUGUUAACUAGUCAUGGGUAAUUAAUGACUCCACCUUCCCCAUCAAUCAGCUGGGAAAAGCCAAAAGGAUUUGAGUACUUGGAGCAAAUGUGUGUUCUCUAGACAUGCUGAUAAGCAGUGUGCAAAUGGAGUGGCAGCAGGAGACCAUCUCAUACCCUUGCAUGGAAGAAGCAGUAAGUCAUGAUACACAUCCCACGCUCUUGUCAGGUGAAGAGUCUGAAAUUCCCAGUGCUGCUGCUGUUGUGCAGUUUCUAACUGUGUGGGAUGUUGAUCCAUCUUGCUGCUAGCUUGAAGCUGACCCAAUUUUUGUUCUAUUUUUCCUUUUCAGAUUCUGAUUAUGGUUGUCUUUUCCACUUUCUACAAUUAAAAUACUAGCAUUAGAAAAUCAGGACAUGUGGUGGGGGGGCAGAUUUGAUGCUGGCUCUCCUUUUGUAGCAGAGCAAAAAAGCAUUUCUGCAUCCUGUUUUGUUUGUGUCUGGUAGUGACUGUGCAAGUACAAGCAGAGGAGAUUUGACCUCGAUACCAUUUUCAGCAAUCUUUUUCCUUCCGAUUUAUUUUUCCACAUAUGUAAUAAAUAAUCUCCAGUUGAGCUACAAGUUGAUGUUGCUCCACCACAUGAUAGUCCUCUCCUCCGUGGUACUGAGACUCCCCAGCUCUGGAUGUCCCCGAGUUAGCUGAAGGAGAAGAGCCUGUGGUCUUCUGUAUUAUCCAGUAGUUUUAAAGGGAUGUCAGGAAGGCUGGAUGUGGUCCUUCAAAGGUGCCAGCAGCCAAUGGACCAUCUCCUGCUAUAAAAUCCUCCUCAGGACUUCUCGAACUCUCCAACCCCUUUCUUUUAAAUGUUCUUCCUUGCCACACUAGGCAUUGGCUUUUCUCUCCCUGCCUAGUCCUGGGGUGCCUACAAUUCAAUAUACCCUUGAAAGAGAGCCAGUCCCUCCUCUGAUUAAACUCCUUUGUCCUCUUUGCAUGUCCUUGCACUGCCUGCUCCAAACGGCAGUAAAAACAGUACUAAAGGGAUGUUGUCUGGGUAUAGGAACUGACUAAAUAAAUGCAGAAUAUGUUUUGCAUGUCGGACUAAAAAUCAGAUGUCCCAAUAACAUCACUGACAAAAGAAAAAACCGUUCAUUUUCCUGGGAGCAAAACUAGACUGUGAAUCAGCUGCAGCCUUACAGCAAGCUCUUUGAAAUGUACAGAGCUCCUGAAUUUGCUGUGCAGGAUCCAACACUGGCCCAUUGGGACCGAUAUCCUGCUUUCGACCUCCACUUUCUGAACGUCUUCGACCUUUGUAAAUGUUAGUAUAGCCAUUUCUGUAUGUGUAUGCAUAGAACUCCCUUCUUAACCGAGGUGUAGUGGCUGUUCUGUGCCCUGAAGCGUGAGACUUGAUUGCUGUCUCUUAGCACUUGUAAGCACUUAUAAGUACAAAAGCUAAUGGUGACACUUGCAGAAUAAACUAAUUAAGGGAAAAUGCUCCAGUCCUUCAGUUUUUGCUCAGCCUUCCUUCAGUAAGAGCAGUGCCUUGAACAAGGCCUAAAACCGGUGCCUGAUCCACCAUGAAACUCUUGGAUCACUUACAAUAGCCCUGGAAGGUGCCAGCCGAAGGAGUUUGCUCCAGUAAAAUGAUAACGCUAGUAUGGCUGUGUCAUUAAACAAUUGCAACUUUCAGUUGUGAAGCUCAGCUGAAAAGAUACUGCACGUAGAGCAGCCUCAGUCCUGAGCUUCAGAACGGAUGGGGUGCAGCGGUGAGGACCCUGCCGUAGAAAAAGAGCACAGUAGGAAAAUUAACUGUGCGGUUAAGGGCUGUGACUGCAGAGAUUGGGUAGGUAAGUUAUCUCAUCAAAUGGAGAAGACAUCUGUUGGUGAAUGAAUGCGUUGCUGCAGCAUCCCAGUUGUGAGAGCAAACUUUACCACAGACUCUUAAUCACCCACUUGGGAAGGAACAGGCUUGACACAGUCCCGAUUCUGAUAGCAGAAAUCAAGAGUAAAACGAUUCUGUGCUCUGGAGAUGAAAAUUCUAUCAAAUCCAUGGAACAACCAGAAGGAAAUUUUUCCUGCUUGCUGUUUAAGGGAUUGUUUUAUUUUGUAGCCCCAGCCAUUGCUGCAGAUCCUUCCUCUCUUUGUCCCUUUGGACAUCAAAGGAUCGCAAGGGGACAGCCCUGGUGAGAAGCUCCUCCCUGCUCAUUAGCCUCCAUAAAACAGGAACUCACCUUGGCUAGCUGUGCUUGGAGUCCCAUCCUCAUCCCGGUCACUCUUGACACUGGAUCUCAGAAGGAAGGGCUUUUGCUUGCUUCAGGAAAUCAGACCUGCUUUUGAGCUGGACUAUUUUGGCUCCCCUUGUAAGAACUCUGGUGAAUCUCUUGGCCGUGCAAGCUCCUAGCCUCCACAGUUCAUGGAAAAAUGCAAGCUUUACCAGACGUGAAAGCGCCGUGUGAGGCACUGCCUUCCCCCAGCCUGGAGCCCUACCCACAGAGCUCCAUUGUGGUCACCCUUGAGGACAUGGGUCUCUGGAUGAAGUUUCAUCAGAUAGGAACUGAGAUGAUCAUCACCAAAUCUGGCAGACGAAUGUUUCCACAAUGCAAAAUCAAAGUCUCUGGCUUAAUCCCGUAUGCCAAGUACCUCAUGCUGGUAGAUUUUGUGCCAAUGGACAACUUCAGGUACAAGUGGAAUAAAGAUCAGUGGGAAGUUGCUGGAAAAGCAGAGCCCCAGCUCCCUUGUCGCACCUACGUCCACCCAGAUUCCCCAGCUCCUGGCAGCCACUGGAUGAAAGAACCUGUCUCCUUCCAAAAACUGAAGCUAACCAACAACACUCUGGAUCAACAUGGGCAUAUCAUCCUCCACUCCAUGCACCGUUACAAGCCUCGCUUCCACAUUGUGCAGGCAGAUGACCUCUUCAGUGUCCGCUGGAGCAUCUUCCAAGUCUUCAGCUUCCCUGAGACUGUCUUCACUUCUGUUACUGCCUACCAGAAUGAGCAGAUUACAAAGCUCAAGAUUGACAACAAUCCAUUUGCUAAAGGUUUCCGUGAGCAUGGGAAGAACACUCGAAGGGAAGGACGAGCCAAAUGCCAGAAGCCUAGUCCAGCCAAGGGCCAGAAGAGGAAGCUGCCCGAGGAAAAGGAGUCUGGUGCUGAGGAAUGUGAUUUUGAGAAAGAUGAGAAUGUAGAUGUGAAGGAAGAGAGUAACCCCGUCGUGGUCAGCAGCGGAUACCCCUUCUGGGUCUCGGAGCAGAAUGGCAGCCAUGCCUUUCCUGCGGCAUCACCGGUGCCAGCUGACCAGAGGGAAGGUCUGGCCAGAGAGCAACAAGUGCCUACACCAUCCUACCAGACGUAUCGGUUCCACGAAGCUGGGGACAGCCAGCAGCUUCCCACCCGCGAUGCCGCAACCUUGAACGAUUUCCGGGCAAGGUGCCACCCCUUGGAUCUCACCACGGUGCCUGAGCACGACUCCAAACAGCUCCCGGAGGGCUUCACCAACCUGCCUCCGCUCCCUCCGCCUCUGCCUCCUCCCCAGGACUACACAGGAGUGGUGAACAUGGCUCUAGACUCUGUCGGGAAACCCGGGGCCCGAGCACCCAUGUACAGUCCCUACGGCACCGAGCAAAGCCUCGGCCAGUGGAUGGUGCCUUCCCACAGCCAGUACAGGGCAAUGAGCUACUCGGCCUUCUCCGCAGAGUACAAUACACAGGGGGCUCCAGGACAUGCCCAUGGGACCGUGGCAGAGUGGAGCCAGUACCCUCUGUUCCCUUACGCCUGCUGGUGAACGGGGAAGACCCUUCCCAAUGAAAAAACUGAAAGAAAAUUGUAAAUGAGAUCAAAUUUGCUCUGGGGUGUUGACCUUUUGAAGCCUUGCCUACGCUAGGCAAAGAGGUAUUGCUGCAAGCGGUAGCGUGGGACACCUCCACUUCCUUGUCUCCUUGCACAACAACCCUCACCGUAUUUCACAAGCAGUGGCUAAACUGGUGGCUGCCCCGACCAUGUCAGCGUGGGUCUGGCUGAAUCAAUGUGUUCCGCAGUGGUUUUUUCACGGCAGGAGUAGGAAAGCACAGGAGCUGCAAGAGCAGUAUUUAAAGAACUGCCUAACUCUCAGUCCCAGGCUGUUUGCAUCUCGCAUUUGGCAGUUGCCAAAAUCCCUUCCUCCCAGGACUUGCGUGCAAGGAGAUAGGGGCUGAGGUGAGGCCAUCCAGGCGGCCAAGAAGCUGUAGAGAAUUAUUGCAAAGACGAGCAAAACAAGCAAUCCUGGUGUCCCCUUGAGCAGUUUCCUCACUUAGUAUAGUCAAACUAAAGCUAGAGUCUUGCCUUCCUUCCAGCAGCAUAUGAGAGUAAAAUACACAACAACGCAGGUGUGUCUGGAGCGCAGCAGUGGGUCGUGCAGGCAGGGAAGAAUUUGUCCCGUGCAGGAGAAGCGGCAGCAAGGCUGUGUGUUGUGUCUGCAUGUCCCCUGUGCCCGUCCCUCUUCUGUCACCCCUAGAUUGGAGGUUAGUGAAACACUCUUCUUUCUGCCGGUCGUGGAGGGAGGUUGUUCACAGAAUGUGGGGGGCUGCUCUGGGCGUUUCCAAAGGCCUGUGGUUGUCAGAAACAGGGCCACAAACAGCAGUGCUGGCUGCGUCACUCUGACCUCUUCCUUUCAAGGGAAAGGAAACCUUUCACUGUGAACUUCUUCCUUCUUCCACCCCCUGCCACCCCUGGAGAAUAUAAUUUAUAGUUGUGGUUACUGUGCUACACUCUGAGCGAGCUUUGUCGACAGAAAAUUCUCACCAGCCUGGCAUUGCUCAUCAGGCAUAUACUUUAACUGAUACCCUGUAGGCACUGAGCUGCGUGCUGCAUUGCUGGUGUGCUCGGCACCUCCCAGGCUGGUCGGUGAAGUCAUCUUGCCGCUCUUUGGGAGUCUGUAGGGAUCUGCUUCCAUGUUUAGUUAUCAGAGCAGUUUCACCUCCCUUACCUCUGUGCUCCCAUCGUGGGGAGGAGCUGUUCUGCCAGUGAGCAGCCUGCGUGCUGCCUUGCAAAGAGGAUUUCUUUUUAUCUUCGUGUUAGAAGGGGGAAGCAUCCCCUGUUUGCCCAAGUGGCAGAGUGGCCCUGGCAAUGGGGUCUUGUUUGAGACAGGCUCUUUGCUUCUCAGGGAGGAUAGACACGUUCCUAGGUGUUAUUUAGGGAAUGUUUUCUUGUAACACUUUAAAUAAACGGCUGUGUGGCCUGUAGCCAUCACUACGCAGCGAGGUGCAUCUUUUAGCUAUCAUUUAGCGUGUACGCCAGAUGGUUUUCUCUCUGUGUGCCCAUACGUGUGUGUAGCAAGAUGUUGUCUAUGAGCAGACCUGGGUGGGUUUGUGACCACCAGUGCAUCAGGACCGGUGUGCGGGUACACCGGGAAAGGCUGUGCGCUGGUCUGUUCAGGUACCAGGUCGGCACUGUGCGUGUACGUAGCGUAGAGGUGUCAAGCCAUGUUUAUUAUUGUUAAAAUGAUUUUGAAAAGUAACCCUACAAAUUUGUAAAACUCGACUACAAUGACUACUUUCUUAUUUAAAUAGUAUAUUGCUAACUGCUUUUGUUGCCACAAUUACAAUACGUGCAGAGCAGCCAAGUACUUCCCCUCGGCUUCACAGGAUGGGUGUGAGAUGUGCAGCGUUUAAAUAAAGGUCAGACUUCACCACAGUAUAUGUAUAUAAUACCCUAUCAGCCUCUCCUCUGCUAGCACCCUGGCCAGUAGCGAUUUAUACCUGCUGUGCAUGACACGCAUGUGGUUGUGAGUGACUCACUAAAAAGAAAUCUGGUUGGGGAAAAAAAAUGUGGAGGAGAUUGUUUUUAACCCCAGAACGCUGUGAUUUCCUGCUGUCCAAAUGCCAGCUGAGUGAAGGCAGGUCAGCUGUAAAAGGCCGUCCUCUGGGGAUGAGAAAAAUAUUCUGUCUCUGACCAUUAGUAGUUGAUUUUGCCACCACUGUUUUCCACAUCUUGGAAAUCAGAUGAGAAGGCUGGCUAGGGAGUUCGGUGCCUUGAAUCCUGAGUGUGGGGACCCUGGGGGUGGUACUUUCUGCGAGGCAGUCCUCCUGGUACCCCGCCGUGAUGGCUGCCAGUGCCAUGCUAACAAGAAAAGAGAAAGUAAUACAUCACCCUCACAGGCUACUUGGUUAGAUCUGUUUCUUUAUCUUUGAAGUGGGGUUGUAUUUCCCUCUUGUCACAGGGUGCUAAUGAGGAUGAAAACCAUGCUGUGGUGAGUAUGAGUAACUGAGGAGAACUGGGCAGUACAGGGAAACUCCUCUGCAAAUACGGGUGUAAUGUUCUUUUUUUCAAACCUUCAGAGUAGUGUUGCCAGUACUGCUGCCCCAUGGGCCUGUUGGUAGAGCUGAUUUGGCAGACGGCUCUGCACCGGGGUAAAAGACUCAGACUUGCGCCUAGGACGAGCCAUUAAUUACUCAUCAGCCUUCUGUUGCAACAGGACUCCUUGCCCUUCUUCAGUGAAUCAUCUGGCUUAUUAGAAAAGUACCUUUAGUUUCCUCGCUCGCCUGUCUCUGGUUAGAGACUGCGGCUUGGCUUGUUUGUGUGAAGCCUUUGGAAAUUUUGCCCGUAGGUGUGUGCUCUGGACUCUGCUGCCGCCUCCUCCCUUUGCAGUUCCCACUGUCUUGUUUUCUUCAGCUGUGGCAUUUAAAAGUCUGUAUGAGCUCGACUGAAGCGCUGUUUUUGCACGCAUGUGAGAUAAUGUAAUGCCUCUCUGACAGCUUCAAUAAAAGGAAAUGAGACAUGCGGAAGGCAGGCCAUUAAGAGCAAUAAAAUAAACUCUAAAGUGUGUUUUUUGUGCAUCUCUUUCAAGCACACCAGUGGCUCCGCUUUAGUCACGUUACCUGGGGCCAGUUUGUACAGGCAUGACACACGUUGAUCUCAGCAUUCAUUGUUCUCUGCAGCGUAUUCAGCGAGCCCCAGGUUAUCUGCUUGCAUUGCUAGAUGUGAGUCAGUCUCUUGCACUAAUUCUUUGCAGCAAAUUAUUUAUUUUCUCUGUGUUUUCUGCUCCUCUGCUGCAGAGGAGUUACAUAAGGAUGAGGGCAAAUGGACUAUAAAUGGGAUCUAGGUAGAUCUCCUAUGGGAAAUAAAGAUCCUGAUUUAUUUUGG
Molecule: messenger RNA, 8279 nt
Organism: Harpia harpyja (harpy eagle)
Lineage: Eukaryota; Metazoa; Chordata; Aves; Accipitriformes; Accipitridae
Product: T-box-containing protein TBX6L
Exons: 14
Coding region: 3586-4944 (452 amino acids)
Biological process (GO): positive regulation of DNA-templated transcription; regulation of transcription by RNA polymerase II; cell fate specification
Cellular component (GO): nucleus
Molecular function (GO): DNA-binding transcription factor activity, RNA polymerase II-specific; RNA polymerase II cis-regulatory region sequence-specific DNA binding
Source: RefSeq, a predicted model, not a curated record